Molecule: messenger RNA, 3342 nt
Organism: Hipposideros armiger (great roundleaf bat)
Lineage: Eukaryota; Metazoa; Chordata; Mammalia; Chiroptera; Hipposideridae
Gene: EPN1
Product: epsin 1
Exons: 12
Coding region: 254-2095 (613 amino acids)
Biological process (GO): endocytosis
Cellular component (GO): plasma membrane; endosome; clathrin vesicle coat
Molecular function (GO): phospholipid binding; clathrin binding
Source: RefSeq, a predicted model, not a curated record
GGAUUAAUGUUCGUGUCUCUCUUGCUGGGCUUGCAUGUCUUCAGUUCCCCUGGUGUCUUCUCUCUCUGCCUCUGGUGGUGCUCUCUGCCGCUGUCUUCCCAUCUCAUUUUUGCCCUGUCCCCUCUUCUCCCACCCCGAGUCCCCCUCCGCGGGUCUGUGGCUUGUUCUAGGAUCAACCCCUCCCCUGGGCUCCUGAGACUGGUGGUGAAGAGCCUGGCUUUACAAUCAGACCCACCGCUUGCUAGCCUGUGAUAUGCCAGAUGCAGUGAUCCGCCAGCCCCUGUCGUGGCCCGGCCUUCCUCUUCCAGCCACCCCCUCUGUCCACGUCCCUGAGGGCCCACCACCCUCAUCCCUGCUGGCCACCAUGUCGACCUCGUCACUGCGGCGCCAGAUGAAGAACAUUGUCCACAACUACUCAGAGGCCGAGAUCAAGGUCCGCGAGGCCACGAGCAACGACCCCUGGGGCCCGUCCAGCUCACUUAUGUCUGAGAUCGCUGACCUCACCUACAAUGUCGUUGCCUUUUCGGAGAUCAUGAGCAUGAUCUGGAAGCGGCUGAAUGACCAUGGCAAGAACUGGCGGCACGUCUACAAGGCCAUGACGCUGAUGGAGUACCUCAUCAAGACGGGCUCGGAGCGAGUGUCGCAGCAGUGCAAGGAGAACAUGUAUGCUGUGCAGACGCUGAAGGACUUCCAGUACGUGGACCGCGAUGGCAAGGACCAGGGCGUGAACGUGCGUGAGAAGGCCAAGCAGCUGGUGGCCCUGCUGCGUGAUGAGGACCGGCUGCGGGAGGAGCGUGCCCACGCGCUCAAGACCAAGGAAAAGCUGGCGCAGACUGCCACAGCAUCCUCUGCAGCCGUGGGCUCUGGGCCCCCGCCCGAGGCAGAGCAGGCGUGGCCGCAGAGCAGCGGGGAGGAGGAGCUGCAGCUGCAGCUGGCCCUGGCCAUGAGCAAGGAGGAGGCCGACCAGCCCCCGUCCUGCGGCCCUGAGGAUGACGUCCAGCUCCAGCUGGCCCUUAGUUUGAGCCGUGAGGAGCACGAUAAGGAGGAGAGGAUCCGCCGUGGGGAUGACCUGAGGCUGCAGAUGGCCAUAGAGGAGAGCAAGCGGGAGACGGGGGGCCAGGAGGAGUCGUCCCUCAUGGAUCUUGCUGAUGUCUUCACGGCCCCGGCUCCUCCCCCAGCUUCAGACCCCUGGGGCGGACCAGCGCCCCUGGCCACCGCCAUCCCCACGGCUGCCCCCACCUCGGACCCUUGGGGGGGACCCCCUGUCCCUCCAGCUGCUGAUCCAUGGGGUGGUCCGUCUCCUACACCGGCCUCCGGGGACCCUUGGAGGCCUGCUGCUUCUGCAGGGCCCCCGGUUGACCCUUGGGGUGGGACCCCGGCCCCCGCAGCUGGUGAGGGGCCCACGCCCGAUCCAUGGGGGAGCUCAGACGGUGGGGCCCCAGCCAGCGGACCUUCAGCCUCCGAUCCCUGGGCCCCAGCCCCAGCCUUCUCAGACCCCUGGGGGGGGUCACCUGCCAAGCCCAGCACCAAUGGCACUGCAGUGGUCGGGGGCUUUGACACGGAGCCUGAUGAGUUCUCUGAUUUUGAGCGACUGCGCACAGCCCUGCCAACCUCAGGGAGCAGCACAGGGGAGCUGGAGCUGCUCGCCGGAGAGGUGCCUGCCCGCAGUCCUGGGGCAUUUGACAUGAGUGGAGUUGGGGGCGCUCUGGCAGAGGCUGUGGGGAGCCCCCCGCCCCCAGCAGCCCCAACCCCCACACCGCCCACGCGGAAGACGCCAGAGUCAUUCCUGGGGCCCAAUGCGGCCCUCGUAGACCUGGACUCGCUGGUGAGCCGGCCAGGCCCCACGCCGCCAGGAGCCAAGGCCUCCAAUCCCUUCCUACCAAGUGGAGCCCCGGCUGUUGGUCCCUCCAUCACCAACCCCUUCCAGCCCGCACCCCCUGCGACACUCACCCUGAACCAGCUCCGGCUCAGUCCUGGGCCCCCGGUCCCGGGGGUGCCACCGACAUACAUCUCUCCACUGGGUGGGGGCCCAGGCCUGCCCCCCAUGAUGCCCCCGGGCCCCCCAGCCCCCAACACUAACCCUUUCCUCCUAUAAGCCUGGGUGGGAGUGGGUGGGCGUGGGUGGGCCCAGCCCAGCUCCCGUCUCUGCUCCCUGGGAGACCAGUGUUGUGAGUGCAUGUGAAGUGGGGACCCCCCAGCACCCUCCCCUCCUGGGGCCACUCACACUACACCUCUUCCCACGCUCCCCACCCACCUCCCGGAGAGAAACUGGACGUGGGGGAUAGGGAGGGUACUGGCCAGAGGAGGACCCCUUCCCGUGGCAUUAGAAAGGGUGGGACAGCUGCACCCCCCGCCCCUUCUCCCAUUCCUGACGGCCCCUCAAUCAGUGUUUGAGCCUCCUCCUCACACCCUCAGUGAAUCCUUGGUGAUGAUUUUGGCAACUUCGGGAAUAAACAGCAGUUCUCAUGGGCACGGCUCCCCAGUUCCCAUCCAUGACUCACGUGGCCCUUCAGCUGGGGGGCCCCGGGCAUGGGAGCCAGCACCGCUUUCUCAGAAGCCCUGGUUUCUGGACCCUUCUGGAACCAUGGGGGUGGGGUGGGGGCUAUGCUGGGGUGCAGGGCCCCCCGAGUCCUGGCAGAGUGGCAGCUGUGCAGGCCCAGGCAUGGCCCCUUGUGAGGGUUGAGCCAGGCACCCUGAGGUCAGCCAGCUGUCGUUCUUUCCCAGGAGAUGCUCUGGACACGAGUGAGGUGACAGGCAGGUACAGGGCACUGGGUCACAGGGCGAGAGGGGCAGCUAAGCUGACCUAGGGUACCUAUGCAGCCCUACCCCCAUGGUGAUCAGGGCUGACCACAUCUCCCGGGCCAGGUGGCCGACGUGAGGAGGGUGGCAUGUGAGCCUCAGAAACAGCUGUGAGGACAGCGGCCCCCAGACGGAUGGCAGCGAGAGAGAGCAUGCAUGGGCGAAGGUGGCGGUCAGACUUCCUGCCGUGCAGUGGACGGUCCAGCGGGCUCUCUCCUGCAGACCAGGCUGAUUGGAAGGUUGUUCGGGCCGGAUGGAUGGAGUGGGGCCACCAGGAGGACGGGCCCAAGGAUGCCCACGUCGGGCCAGUUGGCCCAGGACUUGAGCCCUGCCCGCUCUCUGCAGAUGCCUGUCUGUCCUCUGCUUGGUCCCCUAUGGCCAUCCACAACGGACCCAGCACCCUCGUACUUUCAGUCUGAGCAACACGCCCUUUACUGUGCUGAGGACACCAUUACUCCUCACAAUGAGCAUCCCAGCUCGGGUUAGCAAACUGGUCUUUGCGCUGGCUGCUUGUUUUCGUAAAUAAAGUUUUAUUGGAAUGCA